AUGAGUACUAGGCUCGCGAAGAUAGAAAAUCAAAAUAAUCGACAAGUUACCUUCUCAAAACGUCGAAAUGGCGUCUUCAAAAAAGCUAAUGAGCUUGUUGUUAUGACUGGUGCUGAAGUUGGCCUCAUCGUGUUUUCACCAGCUAACAAGUCUUACUCUUUUGGUCAUCCAAAUAUAAAUGAGACCAUCAACAAAUAUGUUGGCGAAGAAAAGCCUUCAUCGCCAUCAUCACCGGGCAUUGAUAAGUAUGUCGAGAUGUUCCGAAAAGCCAACUCUAGAGAACUUAAUACACGGCUCAAUUAUUUGCAAGACCAGCUGGAAUUUGCAUUAAACUUGAAAAGCAAACUCAAAGAAAUAAAUAAGAAUGUGGAGAGCCAACAAGAAUGGUUCAGGGAUCCUAUAGAGAAAAUGAACUACACCGAGGCUUCAAUGUUGAAGGAGAGAUUAGAAGAUCUUCUCUUGAAGGUGAAGAGUUAUGGUACUGAACGCGGGUAUAGCUACGAAAAUGGAAGGUGGAAGCAUGAAUAA
This is a messenger RNA of Nicotiana attenuata, 528 nucleotides long. Its product is annotated as agamous-like MADS-box protein AGL62. Gene Ontology annotation, biological process: regulation of transcription by RNA polymerase II. Lineage: Eukaryota; Viridiplantae; Streptophyta; Magnoliopsida; Solanales; Solanaceae. The record is from RefSeq and is a predicted model, not a curated record. The transcript is spliced from 2 exons. Bases 1 to 528 code for a protein of 175 amino acids. Gene Ontology annotation, molecular function: DNA-binding transcription factor activity, RNA polymerase II-specific; RNA polymerase II cis-regulatory region sequence-specific DNA binding; protein dimerization activity.